Messenger RNA from Platichthys flesus (European flounder), 5086 nucleotides. RefSeq names its product protein phosphatase 2, regulatory subunit B, alpha a (gene ppp2r2aa). Gene Ontology annotation, molecular function: protein phosphatase regulator activity; protein binding. Gene Ontology annotation, cellular component: cytosol; protein phosphatase type 2A complex. The record is from RefSeq and is a predicted model, not a curated record. NCBI's taxonomy places the organism in Eukaryota, Metazoa, Chordata, Actinopteri, Pleuronectiformes, Pleuronectidae. The coding region runs from base 315 to 1661 and encodes 448 amino acids. The transcript has 10 exons. Gene Ontology annotation, biological process: peptidyl-serine dephosphorylation.
GCCCGAGUUGCGCCAUUUUGAAAGUGUGAACGCUGGGAGAGGCAGAGGCGAGGGAAAUCUCAAAGUAGAGAGCAAAGUCUGAAAGACACCACUCGGGUUUGUACUUUACUUUCCUCGCUCGGAAACUGCUUCGGGACGUCUGUGUCGCCCGGGCACUGGGACUUGUUCGGUGAGCGGAGUCCCGAGCACCACUUCCCCGCUUCAUUCCUCCGCUGCUCCUCGGUCAGAACCGCCCAACCGACCCGGGUCAGCGGCACUGCCCUGCUCCAAGUCCAGGGCCCGAGCCCGCUACAGAUACCCCCUCCGUCCGCGCCAUGGCAGGGGCCGGUGGUGGGAACAGUGAUGUGCAGUGGUGCUUCUCUCAAGUCAAAGGAGCCAUAGAUGAUGAUGUCGCAGAAGCGGACAUCAUUUCUACGGUUGAAUUCAACCACUCUGGGGAGCUGCUAGCCACUGGGGACAAGGGAGGUCGUGUUGUCAUCUUUCAGCAGGAGCCAGAGAGUAAGAAUCAGGAACAGUGCCGAGGAGAGUACAAUGUUUACAGCACCUUCCAGAGCCACGAGCCUGAGUUUGACUACCUGAAAAGCCUUGAGAUUGAGGAGAAGAUCAACAAGAUUCGAUGGCUGCCUCAGAAAAACGCUGCACAGUUCCUUUUGUCUACAAAUGACAAAACCAUAAAGCUGUGGAAAAUUAGUGAGCGUGACAAGAGACCAGAGGGCUACAAUCUGAAGGAAGAAGAUGGCCGCUACAGAGAUCCCAACACUGUCACAAAACUACGGGUACCCGUGUUCAGGCCCAUGGACCUGAUGGUGGAAGCCAGCCCUAGACGAGUGUUUGCGAAUGCUCACACUUAUCAUAUCAACUCAAUCUCAGUCAACAGUGAUUGUGAGACCUACCUGUCUGCAGAUGACCUGCGCGUUAACCUCUGGCAUCUGGAGAUCACAGAUCGCAGCUUCAAUAUUGUUGACAUAAAACCAGCCAAUAUGGAGGAGUUAACAGAGGUGAUCACAGCUGCGGAGUUUCACCCCAACCAAUGCAACACCUUUGUCUACAGCAGCAGCAAAGGCACCAUUCGUUUGUGUGACAUGAGGGCAUCAGCCCUGUGUGACAACCACGCCAAAAUAUUUGAAGAGCCAGAGGAUCCGAACAAUCGCUCGUUCUUUUCUGAAAUCAUCUCAUCCAUCUCUGAUGUAAAGUUCAGCCACAGUGGACGCUACAUGAUGACCCGAGACUACCUGACUGUCAAAAUCUGGGAUCUCAACAUGGAGAGCCGACCAGUAGAGACAUACCAGGUGCAUGAAUAUCUCAGGAGUAAGUUGUGUUCACUCUAUGAGAACGACUGCAUCUUCGACAAGUUUGAAUGCUGCUGGAAUGGCAACGACAGCGUUGUGAUGACGGGUUCCUACAACAACUUCUUCAGGAUGUUUGACCGAGGCUACCGGCAGGACGUGACCUUAGAGGCGUCACGGGAGAACAGCAAGCCGCGAUCAGUCCUGAAGCCCCGCAAAGUGAGCACAGGUGGGAAGCGCAAAAAGGAUGAGAUCAGUGUUGACAGUCUUGACUUUAACAAGAAGAUCCUCCACACUGCCUGGCAUCCUUUGGACAACAUCAUUGCUGUGGCCACCACCAACAAUCUAUACAUAUUCCAGGAAAAACUCAACUAGCAUCUGUUGAGCCGCUCAGAUCCCAGUUUCUGCCUGAGACCCACUGCUCUGAUACACACGCAAAACAAACAUCCGUCUGUCUUUGACUAAAUCCCCAAGUCUUGCUAGGAUCUGCCCGUAGUUCUUUAAGUUUUGAGCCUUUUUCAACAACAAACCGUGGCAUUAACACAUUACGUCCAAGCUGACCCCCAUAAGCAAGUUUUUCAUGUGUAUUACAUUAACCUAACAUAAACAUGCAGAUCUGAGACCAGACUUUGGGACUUGGUGUCAAGGGUUCCUCCACUAGAAUCACUCCAUUCACAAAGUUUCUGUUUGCAGCUCCACUACAUCCCAAACCAAAGGGAAAACGUGUUCCCCACACACACACACACACACAUACACACAUAGUUGGUUAGUUUGUUCUGUUAUUCUUUUGUGCCAUUGUGACAUGAUUCAUGAUUCAUAUGUCAUAGCUACCAAUUGUCCAAUAGUUUUUGUAGCUAACAUGUGUUAUUAUUUUCAAAAGGAGGUUCUUCUGUUUAUCUGUCACCAUGCUCCUUUUCACACAGACCUGAAACACUGCUAAUACAAGCUGUCAACACUCCAUAUCCAAAUAUUUGUAUUUUUGCCAAGUUCACACAAACUUUAUGUACACAAAUGAUGGCCAUGUUUAUUUGCAUUUAGGCAGAAAAGUCAAAUCUUAACUCAAAUGUCCACAAGAGAUGCAUUCAGGAUGACAAUGUCAAGGAAUUGUUCUGUAGUAGUAAAUUUGCAAGCAAUGAAACUACUAUAACAUCUGCUGAUGAAAGAGUAAAAUCUGCCUUUUAAUGCAGGAAAUAAUGAACUACAAUUAAUCCCUUUAAUAACAGGUAUGUUUCUGAAAAUGUGUCUCCAGUGUAAGAGUUUCUGACACAACUGAGAUGAGUGUCCUGAGCAGAAUCCGGUUUUCAGAACAUUCGCUGGUCUCAGUUGCAUUGACAGAAUCUGACUAAACGUUCACUGAGAACCUGAUUGGUCCAUUUAAACUUAACAGGAAUGCAUGUGUAAUUUCUUGUUAAUGAGCUAAAACAUUUAAAAAGAAGUCUUACGUAGUCCUUUUAACAUAGACACAAUAAUGGUGUGUGCUUGUCUGGCAUUGUGUUAUUGGAAGUUGAACAGGGGCUGAUCAUGCCAAAGUAACUAGUCCUCUUCACUCUGAAGUUAGAAUCGUUUAAAACUGUCUUUUAGAAAAGCUUCCGUCGGUCAGAUCGCACACCCUCUCACAUGUGGGGACCACGAUCAGAGCUCAGGACAGAAGAUUAUAAACAUGGCGUGCUGUGGCCUGAUCCUCUUGUGGUCAUUUGCAACAUCGUUGAGCGCCGCCAUCAGCUUCCCCACAUAGAGCAUGUCAUGUAGAUUGAUCGCUUUACCCUCUGGAUCUUCUGUUUGUAGAGUUCUGUUUUUUUAUGAUGUUUUGUACCGUACCUGAUAAAAGAAGAGUAACCACUAUAGCUGAUUUAUUUUUGUAUAAAUGAAAGCAAUAGGAUUACAGUCUGAUCACUGUAGUUUCUUUAGCUGUCUAUCUCAGACUGAUUGUAGAUGGAAGGUCACUUGACAGUCAGGUGACCUUUUCGUAUUGACUGUAUGACUUUGGGACGUUUUGUUCAUUCUGGCAGGUAUUUGUUUUGAGAGCGAGAGACUUUUUGUGACAUCGGGGAGGUGUUGUCGUUCCUGACAUGGGAUGUCCGCAGAAAAGUAUUUUCAGGUGGUGUCAGUAUCUCCAUAGUCACAAGCACUUAACAGUUUAUUUUUUUAAUUUGGCUGACUGUAACUAUUUGGGAAAACCUUUUUGGACUCUUCAGAUAUAUAUCCUUCCUAAGACGAUUAAGAUCUUAAAGUUCUGUUACUGUGCCAUGGUUCUGUUUAUGAAUAAUUGUUGCUUUUUGUGAAAAGAAUGGGUCCUUGUGGGCCUAAGUGGGGAAAGGCAUUUUAAUCAACAAUUCAUAUUAAAACUGUUAAAUCAAGCUCUCUCUAAAGCUAGUCAAGUCAAUUGACUAGGUAGAGUUACUGAUGAUGAAAUGUCUUCUCUCUCCUGUGAUGCAGGGUUAAUUCUCCUAUACAAAUGUGUUUAUUUAAAAAGGAGAAUUUGUGAAGCACUUAGUUUGCAGACAAUUAUUGUAUCAAAGAUGUCAUUAACAACUGUACUGAGCAAAUUAACUCGGCUGUGUCUCUGCUGCACUACGCUUCGGUCAUAUGCUGCCCCUUUACUUUGGAGCAACUCUUUUCACUUCAUUACAUUGUUCUGGUGAUUGCUUAAGCCAUUGAAUCAGGGCAUGCAGGUCCACUGGGCCACAAUUAUGUGUCAGUCCUACAACGGAGAACUGAUUUCCAAAAUGACUACCCAUCUCCAAAUGUGAGGUUAAGCUACUGUCUCUCUCUCUCUCAGGGCUCUGGGUUACGUCCUCUGGUAAUAAGACACUUGGCUUUUUUCAUUUUCUCUUGCAACCUUUUAAAAAAGUGUUUCUUUAUCGUCUGCUGCAAGUUUGUGUGAGGGUGGUUCAAGUUAUUUGCCUCAUGUCAUAUAUGUAAAAAAACCUGUACAAUGUGGCACCUUUGUCCCAUUCCACAGUCAAAGAUAUUCAGUCAGUUCGUAAACAAUCAAAAGCUUUGGCCUGUCAUAUAAAUGAAGCGUUUGCUCACUCACUAUUGAGUAAUUAUUGUUCUAAACAUCUGUUGUGACAAAUGUUUGAAGAUGCAAAAAUCUAUACAGAGAGGUUACACAGAUCAGAAUUGAGUUUUUUUUUUAUUAAGUAAAUAUUCUCAUUGGCUUUUCCAACAUCCCAUCUUUGCAGACACAGCAACACAACUAACAAAACAGUCUUUUUCAAUUUCCCCUCAUGUCUCCAUAGCUUUUAUUGAAGCUAUGGUAUAAACCACAAAGAUGUUCACAACAACCCAAAUUGCCUUUCUUAUAGCAUUAAAGAGGAAAUAUAAUCAAGUAUGUUUCUUGAACUUUCUGGCAUGCCAGACAGGAGACUGCUCAGGGGAAUUUACUGCUGCUCCGUGAUCAAACCUUGUACCUGCAAAGCCGGCAGCUUCUCAGGAAAACUGCCUUACUCAGAGGUAGAUCAUGGUAGACGAUACUUCUUUUUUUUUUUUUUUUUACAUUUAAGUUUUCUGUAGUGUCUUUUGGAGCAUGAACCUUGCUCUUCAUACAGAUUUAAUAAAGGAUCAUUAAAUCUCAAGGAAGCUGUUUAAAUUGGAGUAAUGAGUUUUUUUAUAUACAUGUCUAAUGUAUCACAAGAGCAAAAUGCACUUUUAUUUUUGUGAAUUUCAUUAAUUUGUAUCGUUUAUUUCUUUCAUGGGGCUCUUGAAUAAAGAUUGUAGGAGAGCUUCGGUGAUCUGUUUAAAUGGUUCAUUGUACAGCUUGGUUUGUCGAAUGUAAUAAAGAACAAUUUAGAUGAAAA